AUAUAUAUAUAUUUAUAGAUGUUGGAAAACGUCCAGUGAGCUUCCUUCUUGUUGGGUUGUGCUGCUGCUUCAAGUUUCCUUCUAUAGCAUUUUCCUUCUUUCUAUAAUCUUCAAGCAAGAAAUGGGGAGACAUGCUUGCUGCUUAAAGCAGAAAUUAAGGAAAGGUUUAUGGUCACCAGAAGAAGAUGAGAAACUCUACAAUUACAUCACUAGAUUUGGUGUUGGUUGCUGGAGUUCUGUUCCUAAGCUAGCUGGCCUGCAAAGGUGUGGAAAGAGUUGCAGACUCAGAUGGAUUAACUACUUGAGACCUGACCUCAAGAGAGGAAUGUUCUCACAACAAGAGGAGGAUCUUGUAAUCAGUCUUCAUGAAGUUUUGGGUAACAGGUGGGCUCAAAUUGCAGCACAGUUACCAGGAAGAACAGAUAAUGAGAUAAAGAACUUCUGGAAUUCUUGUUUGAAGAAGAAGCUCAUGAAGCAAGGUAUAGACCCAGCAACCCACAAGCCAAUAACUGAAGCACUGGAAGUGAAAGAGGAGAAGAUUUGUGUAGAUAAGGUAUCCUUGCAAAUUCCGCAGUCAAAAGCGCUACCAGCUGUGGCAAACACGGCAACACAGGAGCCAACCUUUCUCAUUAACGGUACUACUUGCUAUAGCAAUGGAUUAACAGAAAAUUCAGGAGAGCAAUUCAUGAACAAGCAAAUCUUUGAUCCCUUCUCCUACUAUGAAUUCUCAGCAGGGAUUGAGCCAGGCAGGUAUAACUCAAGCAUUCCAGGUCUGCAACGCCCAAACCUCAGACCCUUUGAUCAAACCCAAUUCGAAACAAGCUCAAUCUUUUCAUUUACUUCAAUGCCAAGUUUAACAAGUUUCGACCAUGGAAGCGUGAGUGCAACAGAUUUCUCCGACAAUUCUGGUUCAAGAAUGAGCUCUAUGUUCUUGAACGAGGCUAAAGAAAGUUCCAGCAACUGCUCAAAUAUAAGCAGUUAUACAGGUACAGGACAUCAGAUGAACUGUAUGAUGGAGAAUAAUGCAGCUUUCUCUUGGGAUGCCGAUAACAAAAUAGACUCGAUGUUUCAGUUUCCGAUGAAUGGAAUCAAGAUGGAAGAAUUAAGGCCGAGCCCAUGGCAAGAAGGACAGCUUCACACUCGGAAUUCAGUAUAUUUCAGUAGCUGUCCGUUAACGUCUCUAUCAGAAGAUCUAACAGGAGUAAAUUUCGAGGCCUACCACCAGAUAUGAACUGUAAAUUCAUUCUUCUAUCUUUCUCUAUAUCUCUAAACAAAUACAGAAGAUGCUGAUUGCUGAUCAUACAGGGGUGUUCUAUUUUAUUUUAUUUUUCUCAUUAACUACCGAUUAAGCUAAUAUUUCUGUGGCUUUUAAUCUGUGUUGCUGUUUUUCCUUUUCUUGUCUACUUUGUUUUGUGUAUUAAUUUGUUUCCAAAACAGCUGUAAUAAUGUACUGAAAAUUUCAAGAGUGAAAACUAAUUUUGUGGUC
Manihot esculenta (cassava) is the source of this 1486-nucleotide messenger RNA. Its product is annotated as MYB-like transcription factor ODO1. The coding region runs from base 122 to 1231 and encodes 369 amino acids. Lineage: Eukaryota; Viridiplantae; Streptophyta; Magnoliopsida; Malpighiales; Euphorbiaceae. Gene Ontology annotation, biological process: regulation of stomatal movement. The record is from RefSeq and is a predicted model, not a curated record. The transcript has 3 exons.